Cylicocyclus nassatus is the source of this 357-nucleotide messenger RNA. Lineage: Eukaryota; Metazoa; Nematoda; Chromadorea; Rhabditida; Strongylidae. The record is from the annotation of a GenBank genome assembly.
AUGGAUAAGUAUGCUUACUUGUACGACUCCGAAGUCCGAGUCCUGUUCAACGACUACGGUAAACGCCAUGGUAUCUCAUCAAGCAAUAUACAUGUGCACCGCAUUGAAAACUGUAGUGGACCCGAUAAAUCCCCAGCCAGGUUCGAAGCCCAUGUCAGGACCUGCUACGAUUUCCAAACGUAUUUGCUUCACUUUGGAAAACGGAUGUCCAACGACUACGAUUGGAAGAUGAUCCAUGUGAAAUGCAAUAUUUUGCACUUCUCGCUUUGCUUGGCUCACGUUUGCCCUCCAGAGGACUUUAUCGCCCUUGGUUAUUGUGCGUACAAUACCACAACAGAUGAAGCACGAAAUGAAUAA